UUCAUGCGCAGGCGCGUACGGUGUGGGGCCGCCAAGAUGGCGCCGGUGGAGCACGUUGUGGCAGACGCCGGGGCUUUCCUGCGGGACGCACCUCUGCAGGACAUCGGGAAGAACAUCUACACCAUCCGGGAGGUGGUCAGCGAGAUUCGGGACAAGGCCACGCGCAGGCGGCUCGCGGUGCUGCCCUACGAGCUGCGGUUCAAGGAGCCCUCUCCGGAGUACGUUCGGCUGGUGACUGAGUUUUCAAAGAAAACUGGAGACUAUCCCAGCCUCUCUGCCACAGACAUCCAAGUGCUGGCACUCACUUACCAGUUGGAGGCAGAGUUUGUUGGAGUGUCUCACCUAAAACGAGAACCGGAAAAGGUGAAAGUGAGCUCGUCCAUUCAGCACCCAGAGACUCCUCUGUACAUUUCUGGUUUCCAUCUGCCCUGCAAGUCUCACCCUAAACCUCCACAAGAAACAGUGGAUCAUGGACACCCAGCAGGUGAGCCUGAGAACCUGGAAUUUAGUUCUUUCAUGUUCUGGAGAAACCCUCUGCCUAACAUCGACCGCGAACUGCAGGAGCUACUGAUUGACAAAGAUGAGGAUGUCCCAAGUGAGGAGGAAGGGGAAGAGAAUGGGUUUGAAGAAACGAGAGAAGAAGGCAGUGAUGACGAUGGGGGUGGCUGGAUAACCCCCAGCAACAUCAAGCAGAUCCAGCGGGAGUUGGAGCAGUGUGACGUCCCCGAGGAUGUGCGGGUUGGCUGCGUGACCACAGACUUCGCCAUGCAGAACGUUCUGCUGCAGAUGGGGCUGCACGUGCUGGCGGUGAACGGCAUGCUGAUCCGCGAGGCCCGGAGCUACAUCCUGCGUUGCCACGGCUGCUUCAAGACAACCUCUGACAUGAGCCGAGUGUUCUGUUCACACUGUGGGAACAGGACUCUGAAGAAAGUGUCUGUGACGGUCAGCGACGACGGCACCCUGCACAUGCACUUCUCCCGCAACCCCAAAGUGCUGAAUCCCCGAGGCCUCCGCUACUCACUUCCCACUCCCAAGGGGGGCAAGUAUGCUGUCAACCCUCACCUGACCGAGGACCAGCGCUUCCCUCAGCUGCGACUCUCCCGGAAGGCCAGGCAGAAGACCAACGUCUUUGCCCCUGACUACACAGCCGGGGUCUCUCCCUUUGCAGAGAACGACAUCUCCAGCCGGUCAGCCACCCUGCAGGUCCGGGACAGCACCUUGGGUGCUGGAAGGAGACGCUUAAACCCCAACGCUUCCAGAAAGAAGUUUGUGAAGAAAAGGUGAAGAACAACUUCUGCAGACAAACCAGGGCAGCCAGACCGUGGAGCUCCAGCGGCUCCUUCCUUCCCUGCUGUGUUGUGCCAGAACUUUCUGGGUGGACAUGACAGGGCUGCCUCGGGACUAGCCAGGUGUCAGGCUGUGAUGGAGCAGAGCAAGCCCUUGGCCUGUGAGCUCCCAGCACAGGAUUCCUGCCCCAGGAAGGAGAACUCGCUGACAGCACAAGCACAGUGCUGGAGCAGACCUUCGGAGGAGGAAUCUUCCAGAUGAUAGUAUUUUUCUAAUGUGGUUGUGAACACUUCUGUGUGUUUUUACCAAACACCAAAUUUUUGCCUCCUAGGUCAUUUGAAGGCAAACAUUUAAGCUGUAUGUUCAAGGCUCAGCCAUUUAGAUUUAUCAUUUUGCCAGAAAAUAAAAGUAUGUUAUAA
Messenger RNA from Tupaia belangeri chinensis (Chinese tree shrew), 1706 nucleotides. RefSeq names its product NIN1 (RPN12) binding protein 1 homolog (gene NOB1). NCBI's taxonomy places the organism in Eukaryota, Metazoa, Chordata, Mammalia, Scandentia, Tupaiidae. Gene Ontology annotation, biological process: maturation of SSU-rRNA; ribosomal small subunit biogenesis. The record is from RefSeq and is a predicted model, not a curated record. Gene Ontology annotation, cellular component: preribosome, small subunit precursor. Gene Ontology annotation, molecular function: RNA endonuclease activity. Bases 4 to 1284 code for a protein of 426 amino acids. The transcript has 9 exons.